AUGUCUUCGACAAUUCUUCAGACAAAAUCUGCAAGGACAGCACCAACACGGCUUGACGGGCGCAAAACAGACGACUUGAGGCCGUUGACUAUCACUUACGAAGGAUUGGCUCGCUCGGAUGGCUCUGCGCGGUUCGGUUUCGGCCCUGCCCUAACACUGGCAUCUCUCUCAGGGCCCAUUGAAGUACGCGCUGCUCUGGAAAACCCAACCCAAGCAACCCUCGACGUGCACGUCCGCCCGCUCGCCGGCAUCCCGGGCACAGAUGCGCGCGCCCUCGCAUCGACGCUUAAGCUCCUCCUCACCCCGUCGCUUUUCCUCAACCAGUGUCCGCGGACCCUCGUGCAGGUGGUCGUGCAAGCGCUGUGCGAUAGGCCUGGGGGCGCAAAGGGCUGGGGCAGCGUGCUCGUCGCGAGCGCGGUGAACUCUGCCAGUCUCGCGCUGCUCAGCGCGGGCUCGGUGCCUAUGCGUGGCGUUGUGUGUGCCAUUGCGGUCGGUCGUGUCGUGUUACCUGGUGCUGCUGCGGGGUCGGGUGUGCUUGUGCUAGACCCGUCGGACGAGGAGCUACCACGCUUGACAGGUGGGGGCUGCUUUGCCUUUCUUUUUUCUUCGGCUCUUCCGUCGGCGAUACAAGCGGAAGAGGAUGCACCCCCGUGCGAGCUCUUGUGGACGGACUACAAGUGUCAGAACGGAUUCGGCGAAGACGAGCUUUUUAGGGCGAGACAGAUCGCCAGCGGGGGCGCGAAGGCGGUCUGGCGCGCGAUGAAGGAGAGCGUGGCCAGGAUGGAUACGACAAUGCACAGCCACUCCAGCAAGAGUGGAGAGGAGCAUCGUGGCAAUGCGAUGGAUGAAGGUGGCGGAGAAAGCGCAGAGGAGAGCGAGGUGGACGACGACAAGAUGGAGAUCUCAUGA
Messenger RNA from Sparassis crispa, 909 nucleotides. RefSeq lists its product as hypothetical. The transcript is spliced from 2 exons. Gene Ontology annotation, biological process: poly(A)-dependent snoRNA 3'-end processing; rRNA catabolic process; U4 snRNA 3'-end processing. Bases 1 to 909 code for a protein of 302 amino acids. Gene Ontology annotation, cellular component: nucleolus; cytoplasmic exosome (RNase complex); nuclear exosome (RNase complex). The record is from RefSeq and is a predicted model, not a curated record. NCBI's taxonomy places the organism in Eukaryota, Fungi, Basidiomycota, Agaricomycetes, Polyporales, Sparassidaceae.